Thamnophis elegans (Western terrestrial garter snake) is the source of this 2148-nucleotide messenger RNA. RefSeq names its product heat shock protein family A (Hsp70) member 5 (gene HSPA5). Gene Ontology annotation, molecular function: ATP-dependent protein folding chaperone; misfolded protein binding; heat shock protein binding. Gene Ontology annotation, biological process: protein refolding; endoplasmic reticulum unfolded protein response; cellular response to unfolded protein. The coding region runs from base 147 to 2105 and encodes 652 amino acids. The transcript is spliced from 9 exons. Gene Ontology annotation, cellular component: cytoplasm; membrane; endoplasmic reticulum chaperone complex. NCBI's taxonomy places the organism in Eukaryota, Metazoa, Chordata, Lepidosauria, Squamata, Natricidae. The record is from RefSeq and is a predicted model, not a curated record.
GCGCAGAUGGGCGCCGGGGCCUGAGUACUCGAUCGGAGCGUCGCAAGUUCGAGGGGAGACGGCUAUAGGCGUUGACCGGCGGUGGGCAGCCUUUCUCGGCGAGAUCGUGUUUUAACUCCCCUGUUUGGUGCGUGAGCCUAAAAAUAAUGAAGUAUUACGCCGUGUUCUGUCUGCUGCUGGCAGGCAGCGUCUUUGCUGACGAUGACGACAAAAAGGAAGAAGUGGGGACGGUGGUCGGCAUUGAUUUGGGAACCACUUACUCCUGUGUGGGUGUCUUCAAGAACGGGCGUGUGGAGAUUAUUGCCAACGAUCAGGGCAACCGGAUCACGCCCUCCUACGUGGCCUUCACUCCGGAAGGCGAGCGUCUCAUUGGUGACGCCGCCAAGAACCAGCUGACCUCAAACCCCGAAAAUACCGUUUUUGACGCCAAGCGCCUGAUUGGGAGGACAUGGAACGACCCUUCGGUGCAGCAGGAUAUCAAAUACCUGCCUUUCAAGGUUCUUGAAAAGAAGUCCAAGCCAUACAUUCAGGUUGAUAUCGGAGGAGGCCAGAUGAAAACUUUUGCCCCGGAAGAAAUCUCGGCCAUGGUUCUGACGAAGAUGAAGGAAACGGCUGAAGCAUACUUGGGGAAGAAGGUCACCCACGCUGUUGUCACUGUACCUGCGUACUUCAACGAUGCUCAGCGUCAGGCCACAAAGGACGCCGGCACCAUCGCCGGAUUGAAUGUCAUGAGAAUCAUCAACGAACCUACUGCAGCUGCUAUCGCCUACGGCUUGGACAAGCGCGAAGGAGAGAAGAACAUUCUGGUCUUCGACUUGGGCGGCGGCACCUUCGACGUCUCUCUCUUGACCAUCGACAACGGGGUCUUCGAAGUGGUGGCCACCAACGGAGACACUCACCUGGGCGGAGAGGACUUCGACCAGCGGGUGAUGGAGCACUUCAUCAAACUCUACAAGAAGAAGACUGGCAAGGACGUCCGGAAGGACGUCCGGGCGGUCCAGAAGCUCCGGCGAGAAGUGGAGAAGGCCAAGAGAGCUCUUUCUUCUCAGCAUCAGGCCAGGAUCGAGAUCGAAUCUUUCUUUGAGAGCGAAGACUUCUCGGAAACCCUCACCAGGGCGAAGUUUGAAGAACUCAACAUGGAUCUUUUCCGCUCCACCAUGAAGCCUGUCCAGAAAGUUCUAGAAGACGCAGACCUGAAGAAAUCCGAUAUUGAUGAAAUUGUCCUUGUGGGUGGUUCCACCCGGAUCCCCAAAAUCCAGCAGCUCGUGAAGGAAUUCUUCAACGGCAAAGAGCCGUCUCGUGGCAUCAACCCCGACGAAGCCGUAGCUUACGGGGCAGCCGUCCAGGCUGGAGUCCUUUCUGGUGAUCAGGAUACAGGUGAUUUGGUGCUACUUGAUGUCUGCCCCCUAACUCUGGGCAUUGAGACGGUGGGAGGCGUCAUGACCAAACUCAUCCCAAGGAACACGGUGGUCCCCACCAAGAAGUCCCAGAUCUUCUCCACGGCUUCCGACAACCAGCCCACAGUGACCAUCAAAGUCUACGAAGGAGAACGUCCCCUCACCAAGGACAACCACCUGCUGGGCACCUUUGACCUCACCGGCAUCCCCCCCGCGCCGCGCGGCGUCCCUCAAAUCGAGGUCACCUUUGAAAUCGACGUGAAUGGCAUCCUGCGGGUGACGGCGGAGGACAAGGGCACGGGCAACAAGAACAAAAUCACCAUCACCAACGACCAGAACCGCCUGACGCCAGAGGAGAUCGAGAGGAUGGUGACCGACGCCGAGAAGUUCGCCGAGGAGGACAAGAAACUGAAGGAGCGCAUCGACGCCCGCAACGAGCUGGAGAGCUACGCUUACUCGCUGAAGAACCAGAUCGGCGACAAGGAGAAACUGGGGGGGAAGUUGUCGUCCGAGGACAAGGAGACCAUAGAGAAGGCGGUGGAGGAGAAGAUCGAGUGGCUAGAGAGCCACCAGGACGGCGACAUCGAGGAGUUCAAAGCCCAGAAGAAAGAGCUGGAAGAAGUGGUGCAGCCCAUCGUGGGGAAGUUGUACGGCGGGGCGGGUCCUCCCCCCGGCGGGGAAGAAGCAGGGGAGAAAGACGAGUUAUAGGGGCCUCUCUAGGCUUUUUCUCCUCCUUGAAUGGCCACGUUGU